Messenger RNA from Penicillium egyptiacum, 3255 nucleotides. Lineage: Eukaryota; Fungi; Ascomycota; Eurotiomycetes; Eurotiales; Aspergillaceae. The record is from the annotation of a GenBank genome assembly.
AUGGAUGGUCAAACGCCAAUAGCGAAUGGCGCCGCCAUUUCACGGCCACCAUCCGCUCCAUUAUCAACGAGUUCUUUAGCACCGUCAACCCACCCGCUGGGAUCUUCUUGCUUGAAAUGCAAAUCAAGGCACACUCGCUGCGACCGCAUUAGACCAGUCUGCCAGAACUGUCAGAGCAAAGGCUAUGAAGGCGAAUGCUUAUAUCCUUAUGCGGCCUUACCGGUUACCGAGAACAGAAGUGCCGAAAGCAGAAUCACUCAGAAGAUUGGUGCUCCAUUCUCAGGGCCAAUGUUCGAUAAUCCCUCUGCUUCACCCGCAACAGGUGCCAAAAGACCAAGGGUUGCAGACAGUUCUGAACGAACUGGACUUGUCAAUAAUGUGGUUGGAUUACACAUCCAAAAUGAUUUCAGCCAUACCCAGCACACGCAGACACUCCAGCAGCCUCCUGCAAAACGGCACAAGAUAUCCGAACUUGGCUCUGGAAGUGCUGCUAGGCAACCUGCAUUAGAACCGGGUCAAACCUCCACCGGUAUGCCCAGUGGUAGAUCGGGUCCUCCACCACGUAGUUUCUCUCCUACUCUGCCUCAAGAUGAGAUGGAGCUCCGGUGCAACUUGACUACCGAAAUCAACGUUCAGAGAUUGAAGCAUCGCAACCUUGCAGCGGGACCUCUACGCGACAUUCUGAAGCUACUCAUGAAAGCCAAGACUGAACGCCCAACCACUGAACCCACGAUUGCUAUGCCAUUCAAUGAUGAGUGGCGCGAAGAAGAUGAUCUUAUGCAAAUUGGAACAGUCAAGAUGGAAAAAGGUGGUCGAUGCUCUCGUGCUCUUCUCAGUCGUUUCGAAAACUUCUUGUAUGGCCCAUUAAUGAGCCCCGAGGAGAAGAAGAUGCAAGAGCGUAUCAUAUGUGUUGAAGAAUGUCUGUCAAGCGCGUCGGCACCACCGACGUCCGAUCACAACGCCCUGUUCCUCCAUCGCCUAAAAAGAAUCAUACUUAAUCCAGAUUCCUAUGGCUUGAACGAGAAAGACUCACGCAUCGGACUCCUCCGCAACCAGAUCCUUGCAGCAAUAGCGACUGACUCGAAGCUGAGUCCUGCAAUCCGAAAGAAAAUUGCGGACCUCUUAGACCCAGAUGGAGAGAUUGCCAAUAUCAGCGCAGACAGUCCAGAUGCCAAAAUGGGAACUCCAAUCUCAACAAGGAAGGUGCCACCCAAGCCUACCUCUUCACGCGUGCCUUCCUCCCACAGCCCAGGAACGACGUCGAGGACAACAACUCGUAGACAAAACUCUGUCGACUCUCUGUCUCCUUCACCCACCCAUCCCCCUCCUUUCCCCUCCCUAUCUCUUUCAACAACCCAUCCUCCUCCUUUCCCGUCUUGUUCUUCAUCUUUAUCCACACCACCUCUGGAACUCAUUGAUCCGACUGAUGACACCAUGUCGUCGUCCUUUCCUUUCAUCGUAAAGCGUACGCCCAAGAAGCGUGUCGCUUCUGGCAGCCAGUCGUCGCAGUCCAACGACACUGCGGCGUCGCCGUUCAUGGAGCCGGCGUCCAAGAAACGUCCUGCUCCUGGCCCCCAGUCUAACGACAUCGUUGCCCCAUCUCCGAAGCGUGCUGCUUCUGGAACCAAGUCAUCAAUCCCUGACAACAUCAUCGCCCCACCUCAUAGGCGCUCUGCUUCUGGCAGCCAACUAUCCAGCUUCGCUAUCCAAAAGAAACUUUGGAAUAUCUUCCUUGCUAGGCAGGCUCAUAUGAUUCCCAUCCUUGAUUUCAACAAACUCAAAGUCGCCUUCGCCAUGGCCGUGAACCAAGGCAACAUUGAACCUGCGGGUAUUGAUCCGACCCUCGGGCUCUGUCUUGCAAUCGCCUGUCACCUCACUGGCGAUAAGGACAUCUGGGAACCCAGAAAAUGGUACGAUGCCGCUUCAUCCCGCAUUGCUGCGACCCUGAACUCGCAGGGCCCCUCGCUUCAAUCUUUCCAGCAACAGAUUCUCCAAAUCCAGUACCUCCAUAUGGUUGGCCACCUGAGAAUGGCCUGGGAAACAUUGUCCCUGGCCAUUGGCAGAGCACAGCCACUUCGGAUGCACACCAUGCACGGUGGCCGUCUCGCGGUGGAUGAGCAGUCCUUGCAGCAGCUGCGGCUAGUGUGGCAGUUUCUUUGGACUAAGAAGCUAUCUCUCGCCCUGCAGUUUGGGAUUGUCGAUCAGUCCCUCGAAACCUUUUACGAUUUACCAAUGCCGAUGCAGUCGCACAUUGAGAUUAACAUGGGAAGUGACCUUUCCCAUAUCGACCACCAACACCGCGCGACAUCUGCUUUCUUCAUCGCUUGUGCCUCGCUUUACAAGAACACCGAUGACCUCAUCACUGUCGAAAAUAACCUACGUGUGACUCGUAUGGAAUGCCCCAUCAAAUGGCUUUCCAUCAUGGACCUACGUGAUUUCCAGGGACUCAAUCGCAAUCUGUCCAGCUGGAAAAAUGGCCUGCCCGAAUUUCUGGGGUGGAAGGAAUCUAACAUCGAUUUGGACAUGGAGAAAGACCCGAUCAUUCGUCGCUUGCGCUUUGUUACUCACAUGCGAUACACUUACUUCCGGCUGCGCCAGUACCGCCCUUUCUUUGUUUUGUGCCUACGACUUUCCUACCCGUGCAACUGUGAAAUGGCUCCUCAUGUGCCCGGCAAGGAUAUGGACUCUGUAAAUGUGGAUCCUGUUCUCGCCCUGGUUCAGGAUGGUGCUAUCAAAUGUAUUACCGCCGCCCAAGACAUUGUCAAAACACUCUGGGCUUCCUUCACCCGGGAGAACAACGACGAUUCAAAGUUUGAGCAAUUGGACUACCUGUACGCCGCCGCCCUCGUAGUCAUUGCCUCGCGGAGUUUCCCAAUGAGCUUAUUGCAGCGAGUUGAAUCUGGAUGCACGACUAGAUCGGCCACAGCGAUGGAAUCGCAGUAUCACCGAGCAGAAAGUCUUCUACGCAAGUAUGAGGAAUGCUGCGAACGUGCACCUAAGCUCAGGCGCCGAAUCGGACGGUCUCGAGCCCUGAUGAACCUUGCAGAGAACGCAGUCGGUACAAGCCAUGCGGGUAUCUCCGACAAUGACCUGCGACUGGCGCCUAUUGUCUGGCACCAAGUUUACGACAGACUUGGAUUAGAUGUGCCCUUUGCAAGGUUUCCCGAGGAUGCCCCUACCGCCAUCCCCGGCCGUAGGCUUGCCUUUGGUUGGCUGGAGAGUAUUCCGGUAGACCUGGAUACUCAGGAGAAGUAA